Molecule: messenger RNA, 643 nt
Organism: Tachysurus fulvidraco (yellow catfish)
Lineage: Eukaryota; Metazoa; Chordata; Actinopteri; Siluriformes; Bagridae
Product: serotransferrin-like
Exons: 2
Coding region: 42-458 (138 amino acids)
Biological process (GO): antibacterial humoral response; iron ion transport
Cellular component (GO): plasma membrane; recycling endosome; early endosome
Source: RefSeq, a predicted model, not a curated record
UAAUGGAGUUCUUCACUCUGUGAUGUUUCUUUAGAGUGUUUAUGAUGAAUUCCUCUCUCUCCAGGCAGAGGGCCAGGAGAUCAUCAGACUUCCAGCUCAUCUGCCCUGAAGGCUCUGCUGAAAUUACUGAAUACCUGAAGUGUCGUUUAGCCCAAGUUCCACCUCACACCGUCAUCACUCGUGCAGGAAAACGAGACAAGGUGGUGUCAUUCCUCAAGGACCAGCAGGAGAAGUUUGGUUAUUCCGGCUCAGACCCUUCCUUCAGGAUUUUUAAGUCUACAGAGGAUGAAAAAGCACUGUUUAAAGAAGCCACCAAAUGUCUCCAGGAGGUAAAACAGAGCUAUGAGAGAUCCCUGGAACAAGAAUACAUAACCUCCAUGAAAUCACUGCACGAAUGUCCAAAGGCCAGGUCUGGUAAAAACACUUCAAUUGUUCACAUUAUACAAUUACUGAUGUGAGAAAAAGAAAGUACACCCUCCUGAUCCUCAUCAAUGUCUAUAAAACAAACAAAUGAAAUAAUCUCUGGUGACCGUUUUUAACAUGUAGUCAAAUAGAGGCAUUAAAGUAAAGCAGCUUUUAGAACCCAGAUGGGAAAAAAUCAGGUCAUCCUUCCAACCUCCAUAUCAAAUCAAAUCAAAUCAAA